UCUGGUGUUUUGUUCAUUGUUACAAUUCCAACGCAACAGGAGGAACAAAAUCUGAACAAAGAAGUACAUUUAAAACCGGAAAAUAGUUCCAAAAAUGAGAACACAAAACAAGACAGUGAUAAGUGCAAAAAUGGAGUAUUCAAAAUUAAUGGCCCAGAAGGUUUGCUGUGGGGAAGCGAUGACUAUGGAGAGUGUGCUGGAUUGUUAAAUAUUGCACAAAAUUCAUCGAUGGAAUGUAUUAUGAACGAGCUAUUUGAAAAACUCAACAUUGAUAAUGCAGUUUGGCAGCUAACGAAAAAUACAAAAUACUAUCAAAUCACAUUUUUUGUUGAAACAAAUGCACGACACGAAUUAAUUUUAUCCACGCUGAAUGAAUGGGGCAUCGGACAGCGAAAUAAUUCUUGCAUGUCAAUGAUCCCGAUUCCUAUUUAUAAUCAAUCGACAACGAAAACCGUUGAGCUUGACCCCAGAACAGAGUUAAUAGCUGAGCAAAAGCAAACGACAUGGGAUAAGUUUGUGAAAUCGGCCCAUGCCAGAUACAAUGUUGCUAAAAUCGUGGAUCGAGUCAAACGAGAUGCAACGCUUACAUUUGAUUUUGUUACGCUUAUCAUUGUGGCUGGAAUGUUGGCUUCAUUUGGACUUAUUGAAAAUAGUACGACAACUUUAACAUCGAGCAUGCUCAUAUCACCGCUUAUGGGGCCGGUGAUUGCCACACUUUUUGGAAUUGUCAUCAAAGAUCACGCAUUAAUUCGAUUCGGUCUUGUAAAUGAAGUUAUUGGCAUUCUAUUGGCAACCGCUAUUGGCUUCAGUUUUGGGUUGAUUAUAUGCAGUUUGGAUAGUGAAUAUGCUUAUGGCUCAAAACGAGCUCUUACAACCGAAAUGAUUAGCAGAUGUGAACUGCAUUCAGUGUUGAUUGGUGUCUUUACUGCAUCCUUUACUGGUGCGGCCGCAGCGAUUUCCGUUUUGGGCGACAAUGUCGGCUCUUUGGUCGGUGUAGCUAUUUCAGUUUCUUUGUUACCACCUGCCGUCAAUGCGGGAAUCUUUUGUGCAUUAGCUGUUUUAUAUAAAUUGAAUGAGAAUGAUGAAAAUCUCUACAGUAAAGUGGUCACCACCAAUUAUUAUUCAAAUCACCAGUCAAUUGAGCUCACUGUAUAUGGUGCAAUUAGCAUGCUAUUAACGAUUGUUAAUGUUCUUUGUAUUUUAUUUGUGGGCGUUAUCAUUUUAAGAAUCAAAGAAGUGUCACCUUUAACAAGAAAUCAGAGUCAAUUGUGGAAGCACGACAUAAAAGUGGCGCGUGAUUAUAACAGA
Contarinia nasturtii (swede midge) is the source of this 1308-nucleotide messenger RNA. RefSeq lists its product as uncharacterized. The record is from RefSeq and is a predicted model, not a curated record. The annotation marks the transcript as partial. The transcript is spliced from 8 exons. NCBI's taxonomy places the organism in Eukaryota, Metazoa, Arthropoda, Insecta, Diptera, Cecidomyiidae.